Pochonia chlamydosporia 170 is the source of this 1161-nucleotide messenger RNA. Its product is annotated as transmembrane alpha-helix domain-containing protein. The coding region runs from base 1 to 1161 and encodes 386 amino acids. The transcript has a single exon. Lineage: Eukaryota; Fungi; Ascomycota; Sordariomycetes; Hypocreales; Clavicipitaceae. The record is from RefSeq and is a predicted model, not a curated record.
AUGUCUGACUCUAGUCGCGGCUCAGGCAACCAGACGGGCGGACAGGGCAGCUCUCCGGGGCAGACAAGUUCUCCGUCAUCGCCGCCGCCGAACACAACAUCUAGUCCACAGUCAUCUACAUCGUCGCCGCCUCCGACGACAUCCUCUAGUCCACCUCCGCCACCCCCGACAACUAGUUCGUCAACCUCACCUCCGCCAACCACAUCAACAUCGACAAGUCCUUCUUCGACGUCGUCAACACCGAGUUCUACCACUCCGCCAACAACCUCAGCUCCUCCGCCCACAACAUCUACCACGGUCGUUACUGUUACACCUACAAAUUCAGUUACAACCACCGAGGUCGUCGUCUCCACGACAAUACCAACUGGCACGACACCAACCACUUCGGCAAAGUCAUCAACGUCAACGACCGCUACUCCUAUUAACCCUGGUGGCGAUGGAAACGGCAGCGGUCUGAGCCAGCCUGCCAAGGUUGCCAUUGGAGUUGUUGUGCCCAUUGCUGCUAUUGCCAUACUGGCCCUUGUUGGUUUGUUCUGGUGGCGAAAAAGACGGGCUCGACAAGAAUCUGAAGAGGAACGCCGCAAGGAGGUGGAGGACUACGCUUACAAUCCAAACGCUGAUCCUACGAUACCGGCUGUUGGACUUGGUUCGGAUGCAUACGAAAUGCGUGAGGAGGGAGGCUCGGGAUAUCGUGGCUGGGGAUCGACUACUGCUGCUGGUUCCAUGGGUCGCAAGGCGUCUACGACAAUGUCUGGCGGCAUGACUGCCGGUACCUUCUCAGAGGGCGGACACACUCGGGGCAAUCUCUCGGAAACCAAGACCGACCCAACUCUGGAAGGAUCGUCCUCUCCUGAUGGCGAAAUCCUAGGUGCCAUGGGCCCAUCGGCCGCAAACAAUCGUGGUGGUGACGUUCGCCGUGGCCCAUCGAAUGCAUCGUCCUCCUAUAGUGCCACAGGUCGAUCUGAGGGCUCUGACGGCGGCAUGUACGCCAAUGGCGGCGCUUACUAUGAUCAAUACGGCCAGAACCCGUAUGGCGACCAGAGAGCUCAGGAGCUCGGCGGCCAGGCCGUCAUAAGGGAUAACCCGGCGCGACGCAACACUCGUAUUGAGAAUCCAUCACAUUUCCCUCAGCAAAGCGCGGGUAUUGCCCAGAAUUUCUGA